This is a messenger RNA of Dryobates pubescens (Downy woodpecker), 1220 nucleotides long. RefSeq names its product voltage dependent anion channel 1 (gene VDAC1). Gene Ontology annotation, biological process: monoatomic anion transmembrane transport. Bases 137 to 988 code for a protein of 283 amino acids. The transcript is spliced from 9 exons. Gene Ontology annotation, molecular function: voltage-gated monoatomic anion channel activity. Gene Ontology annotation, cellular component: mitochondrial outer membrane. NCBI's taxonomy places the organism in Eukaryota, Metazoa, Chordata, Aves, Piciformes, Picidae. The record is from RefSeq and is a predicted model, not a curated record.
CCGUCACGCAGCCGCCGCCGCAGAGCUCGGGGUGGCGCCGGGCAGGGGUUGGGGCAGGGGCAAACCGCCGCCGGAGGAGGCCGAGGCGGGAGCGCGAGCGCGCUACCGGCUGCUGCCGCCGCGGCGGGGCCAGAAAAUGGCUGUUCCACCUGCUUAUGCUGACCUGGGCAAAUCCGCCAGAGAUGUUUUCAACAAGGGAUAUGGUUUCGGGUUAAUAAAACUUGAUUUGAAAACAAAAUCUGAAAAUGGACUGGAAUUCACAAGCUCAGGUUCAGCUAACACAGAAACAAGCAAAGUUAAUGGUAGUUUGGAAACAAAAUACAAGUGGGUGGAGUAUGGAUUGGUGUUCACAGAAAAGUGGAACACUGACAACACACUAGGCACCGAGAUUACACUUGAAGAUCAGCUUGCUCGUGGCCUGAAGCUGACCUUUGACUCCACCUUCUCUCCUAACACUGGGAAAAAGAGUGCUAAGGUUAAGACAGGGUACAAGAGGGAACACAUCAACAUCGGCUGUGACAUGGAUUUUGAUAUUGCUGGUCCCUCAAUACGUGGAGCCCUGGUGCUCGGCUAUGAGGGGUGGCUGGCAGGUUAUCAGAUGACCUUCGAGAGCGCCAAGUCUAGAGUCACCCAGAGCAACUUUGCUGUUGGCUACAAGACCGAUGAAUUCCAGCUUCACACCAAUGUGAAUGAUGGCACGGAGUUCGGCGGCUCCAUUUACCAGAAGGUGAACAACAAACUGGAAACCGCCGUGCAGCUUGCCUGGACAGCUGGGAACAGCAACACACGCUUUGGAAUAGCAGCCAAGUAUCAGAUUGACCCAGAUGCCUCAUUUUGUGCUAAAGUGAACAACUCCAGUCUGAUUGGAUUAGGAUACACUCAGAUUUUAAAGCCAGGUAUCAAAAUGACACUGUCAGCUUUGUUGGACGGCAAGAAUGUCAACGCAGGUGGUCACAAACUUGGUCUAGGAUUGGAAUUUGAAGCAUAAGGAGUGGUUCUAUGAUGGCUACUUUCAAAAUACAGCAUAUCUACCUUCAGAAUAUAGUGUACCUUUCAAAUGUUUUGUCUGGGAUGCAAGUUUUGCUCGGUAUCAGUUCUGAUAGUCCUGGUUAAAGACAGUUAGGCUUUAAAAAUGAUGUUGUUAAAGAAAUGGAGACAAAAGCAUAAAGCUAAUUCCUAAUUCCAGGUUGGUUUGGUGGUGGUGUUGGGUUUUUUUGUUG